Molecule: messenger RNA, 991 nt
Organism: Solanum dulcamara
Lineage: Eukaryota; Viridiplantae; Streptophyta; Magnoliopsida; Solanales; Solanaceae
Product: thymidine kinase-like
Exons: 4
Coding region: 157-837 (226 amino acids)
Biological process (GO): thymidine metabolic process
Molecular function (GO): ATP binding; thymidine kinase activity
Source: RefSeq, a predicted model, not a curated record
CUUCUCAAUGGCUUUCCCUCCAAGAUUGUAUUGUUUUCAUUUCGCCCCGAAAUUCAAAACUUUCAUGACACAUAUUAUAUUCUUAUGUAAUACCAACCAUAUUCUCAUAUCUUUUCAUCAAUUCAUAAGCUUUUCCCACUACCCAUUUUUUCCACUAUGGCAUUCUCAUCAUCUGCCAGAAAUCCAAUUGACCCGAGAACUGGAUCCAAGAAUAGUAUUCAUCCGGGCGGUGAAAUCCAUGUUAUUAUUGGUCCUAUGUUUGCUGGAAAAACCACUGCUCUUCUUCGCCGCGUAAAUUUGGAAUCCAACGAUGGGAGAAAUGUGGUGAUGAUAAAGUCAAGUAAAGAUACAAGAUAUGCUGUAGACGCAGUGGUGACACAUGAUGGGACAAAAUUCCCAUGUUGGUCAUUGCCGGAUCUUUCAUCUUUCAAACAGAGAUUUGGAGCAGAUGCAUAUGAAAAGGUUGAUGUGAUCGGCAUUGAUGAAGCUCAGUUCUUUGAGGACCUUUAUGAGUUCUGCUGCAAUUCUGCUGAUCUUGAUGGGAAGACUGUAAUUGUUGCAGGCCUAGAUGGUGAUUACCUGAGGAAAAGUUUUGGUUCAGUGCUCGACAUAAUUCCACUUGCUGAUACUGUGACUAAGUUGACUGCUAGAUGUGAAGUGUGUAACAGAAGGGCAUUUUUCACCUUUAGAAAGACUAGUGAGACAGAAACUGAGCUUAUAGGAGGUGCUAAUGUGUACAUGCCUGUUUGCCGUCAGCACUAUGUUAACGGACAAUCUGUCAAUGAAUCUGUAAAAAAUGUUCUUGAAUCUCAUAAAGUACCUAGUGUUGCUCCAUAACUCUUUUAUAUUAUCAAAUAUGCUUGUUAUAUCGGUCUUAGGAUCAUGUAUCUUAAUUAUGUAAGUAAAUGAAUUAUAACCUAUCAUCCUAAGAGAUAUACACGAAAAUGAUGACUUAAUCUUGUUUGAUGUUGAAUGAAUUUGUAGUUCCUUU